Molecule: messenger RNA, 2238 nt
Organism: Cordyceps fumosorosea ARSEF 2679
Lineage: Eukaryota; Fungi; Ascomycota; Sordariomycetes; Hypocreales; Cordycipitaceae
Exons: 4
Coding region: 1-2238 (745 amino acids)
Source: RefSeq, a predicted model, not a curated record
AUGGGCCUCCUUUCUAUGCAGCAUCCUCCCCACCAGCAACAGCAAGGUCCUUCGCCUACGCAGCAUUUGCAUCACUCCCGGCCGCCUAGCAUUGUUCACCAGCAGCAUCCCAGCCAAGCUCACCAACAACAGCAAUCCAGUCACCACAGUGCCUAUCACCCGCCAUCGCAAUCCCUUCCUUCUGCGUAUCAGCAGGGAAAUCAAACUGGAAGCACGCAGGACAAUCUCAACUAUUACAACCACCCCAGUCCGUACAGCACACCUGGUGCGACGAGCGGAUAUACUUCCGCCGACACUUCCGACAUGAUGGCCGCAGCGCAGAUGCCCCGACCGCCCUACCCCCCCAUGUCCUAUCACACGCCGCAGUCCAACUCUCCUGCUUCUGUCGCAUCUCCUUCUCAGCAUGACCAGCACCGAAGCCUCUAUGGACAAGCGCCUUCCCAACACUUGUCUCAAUCUAUGUACUACCAACCGCAGCCGCCGUAUCAGCCGAUGCCUUCUCAGACCGGACACUCUCCGUAUGGCCACCAUGCCCACCAUCCGCAACAACCGAUGACUUCGCAAGCCAACUUGAUGAUGUCUCACACGACUGCGCCGAACCAAAUGCAACAGCAUGCCCCUCAGCAUACACAACCUGGCAUGACCAGCAGCCCCCGGCCGAAGAUCGAGCCUCAGGUCCCCCUGCAGAUGCAGAAGCAAGCUCAGGGAUCUCCAAUGCCCCAAGCAAAUCACCAGCAACAACCACCUCAGAUGCAGAGCCCCGGUAACCAUAGUACGGCCGUUAACCCUAAUGCCGCUCCUGGUCCGAUCCCCGCCACGACGCCACUUGUUGUGAGGCAAGAUGGCAACGGUGUUCAAUGGAUUGCGUUUGAGUACUCGCGCGAUCGAGUCAAAAUGGAAUACACCAUUCGCUGUGAUGUUGAAUCCGUGAACACAGAUGAGUUGUCGGCCGACUUCAAACAGGAAAACUGUGUUUACCCUCGCGCCUGUUGCCCCAAGGACCAGUAUCGUGGCAACCGCCUGAUGUAUGAGACGGACUGCAACCGCGUUGGCUGGGCUCUUGCCCAGCUUAAUGCUCCGCUCCGUGGCAAGCGAGGUCUGAUUCAGAGGGCCGUUGAUAGCUGGCGCAACAGCAACCAAGAUCCCCGUCUACGAAGCCGCCGAGUCCGCAGGAUGGCGAAGAUGAACAAUCGCAAACAGUCCCAAGGUCCUGCUCACCCGCCCGCUGCCCAUAUGCCUGGCCACGGGCCACCUCCAGGUUUGGCGAAUGGACCUAGCUCCAUGGUGCCCAGUCCUACACCGACGAUGGAAAGCAAACCUAGCUUGGCGAGCAUGGGUCAACCGAUGCAUCACCAUCAUGCAGGUGGUCAUCCUGCGGCCGCCACUGGAGGAGGAGAUGAAGUCGCGGAUAGCAACUCGCAUCAAAGUGAUCUGCCAUACCCAAGCAAUGGCCAAAGCACCACGAACACACAAGACGUACGGACUGCCCACGUAUUCACGGGAUAUGGUGGCCAUAACUACCCCUCGGCCACACCGGCAGGUGCGGUAUCUUCGCAUACGCCUCACACCGGGUCCGCGGUACCCGCAAAGCAACGAAGCCGUGCUUCUGGCGAUGACCAGGAUGGUCUUUUUCCCGACCUGCCGGAGGCGAGGAAGCGCAAAUUCGUCCUUGUAGAGGACAGCAGACGCGGCUCUCGCCUCCGAGUGCGCGUGACCCUUGACGGCGUGGAUACCAACGAAAUCCCGGAUAGCUUCCGAACACGUGCCAGCGUCUACCCGCGUAGCUUCUUCCCUCGAGAGAUGCAAAAUCCGCCACCCAAUGCCCUUGGAGCACAUUUCUUCUCAGAUGAUGCGUCUGACGAUGGUAUUCAGGAUACCGACGGGCGCGAUGUCAGCAGACGCGGCUCGAAGCUCGCCUCGUCGACCUCCGUCAGGGUACCACUGCCGGACAGUCAGGACGGUGAGGUUAUGAUUCCCAGGAUGAGAAGGUCAAGGCGCGCAAGGGAGUUGAAGCUCAACGACAUGGGUCACCGUAUGGCCUGGCUCCAGAGCAGGGUUUUCUCGGGCAGAAAUUUAUUUUUGCAACGCGCCUUGGACUGCUACCGGACCAAAACCUGCGCUGCUAUCGAAGGCAACAUGCAAGACGUCCGAGCUAGUGCUGCACACUUUGAACUGCGGACAGGCAAGCGCAGAUGGGUUGAUCGUAGUCGCCAUGGCACCGACAGAUCAGCAAAUUAG